Lytechinus variegatus (green sea urchin) is the source of this 2984-nucleotide messenger RNA. It is a transcript of the gene bloc1s2, whose product is annotated as biogenesis of lysosome-related organelles complex 1 subunit 2-like. Gene Ontology annotation, molecular function: gamma-tubulin binding. The coding region runs from base 58 to 591 and encodes 177 amino acids. Gene Ontology annotation, biological process: lysosome localization; endosomal transport. Gene Ontology annotation, cellular component: gamma-tubulin complex; BORC complex; BLOC-1 complex. The transcript is spliced from 5 exons. Lineage: Eukaryota; Metazoa; Echinodermata; Echinoidea; Temnopleuroida; Toxopneustidae. The record is from RefSeq and is a predicted model, not a curated record.
ACAUUUAUCGGUUAAUUCAGUUACACAGUACAUAAAUAAAACACUGACUGGGCUAAAAUGUCGGAUAAUCAAAGGUCUUCUGAGCCUGAAGGUGGGGCUGUAAGAGGAACGGGAGAAAGUAGCUCUUCGUCUGAAGCUGUACCUCAGACUGACAAUGAAUCCAUCACUAGAUCUACACUAGAAUUAGAAGCAGAGGAUAAGAAACGAAGAGAGAGUACAGAUGCUGCUGUGGAGACGGCUCAAGAGGCAACAGUAGAAGCAAAUGCAGAUAUUGCAGAGCUGACACGAGAUAUGUUUCAGAAGAUGAUUGCAUAUCUUCAGGGUGAUCUAUCAGCAACUGCUGAGGAUUACAAACUUCUAGAGCAGAUGAACCUGGUUACUGCUAAGAAAUAUGGGGACAUGAAGAACAUAGCUUUACAGAUAGGGGACUCAAUGACUGGGCUACAGAGCAAAUAUCAGAGUCUUCAACCAUACCUUGACCAGAUAGAUCAAGUGGAAGAAAGUGUAACCAGUCUAGAACAAGCUGCUCUCAGAUUGGAUGCAUAUUCAAAGAGACUAGAAGCCAAAUUUAAGCAGCUUGAGAAGAGAUGAAAACCUAUUUGAGGAGAUAGAAGGACGCUUCGUAAGAUAAAGUGAUCAAUGUAUUAAGUCAUUGAUUGUCAGAACCAGAUUGUCCCAGCUUAAAGCCUGUGGGAGUAAAAGAAUCCAGUAAUCAACGUGUUAAGUGCUCUCUACAAUAAACAUUGAAUCUAUAUAGAGCUGAACCAUAUGCAAGAGAUGGAAUAUGUGACUUCUGUAUCCAGUUGGAAUUGAUCCGAGAUGAAUCAAAGACAAUGACAAGGAUAUACAUGCAGCCUUGACACGUGAAAGCUGAUCUUUCUGGGAGUGAUAUGAAUCAUGAUGAAGACAUCUAAUUUGAUCUUCAGAAACAACUGUUUGUCAACAUACUGUACUCUGUUUAAUCAUUUUACAUAUAUUUGUGAUAUGAAUACUGUAAACAGUUUAAAAGACAAUUCUUAUACUGUGCAUGAAUGUAAUCUUCAAAGAUCUGUCCGGCCAUGUCUUACAUGCAAUAACUACUGAUCCGGUCAAUCUGAAGUAUAUCGAAAUCCAUGAACAUCAUAAAAAAAAUUUAAGGAAAUUUGCACAUUGCCCUUUGAUAACAGAGAAAAGCACACUUAAUUGUCAAAGAAACAGUAAAGGUAUGAAUAUACAUUAUAUCUUGAAAGUAUUUUGAACAAACAUGUACUUUAGAUGUUGACGUUACUGGCUUUCCAUAGUUGUGGUCGAUUGGAUCAAUCGUAACUUUUUGUAAGACUGGGCCCUGGUUUCGACAGUGAAUAAUAUAGCAUGAUUGAUCUGAAAAAUAAAGAAAAAUAUGUAGAACCAGUAGGAUUUGAACCUGUUAUUUACUGUUUGCUGGAUGGGAACUCUACCACCUGGCCAUGACGGUUUCAUGGUACAGUCUUGGUUCAAGUAGGGAAUUUUUUUCAUGCAAUAAUUUUCAAAGAAUGCAUAUCACCUGGUGGACAUACAUGUAUCCCUUGAGUCAGGGGCUAAUCUAAGAUUUUCCAAAUGGGGGGGGGCAUAUUUUCCCGAGGAAAAAUUUGACGAAAAAAGGUCUUCGCUUUCAAAUGCGGGGGGGGGGGGGCACUCUUCUGUUUUAACAGCACUUUUACUUUAUAAAUUUUGUGCCUCUCCCCCCCCCCCCCUGAAUCCACCAGUACCUUGAGUAGCUGUUUUGCAGAGCAUAAGGCGAUAGGUAACUGUAGCAAAUCAGAUUACACUCUUUGUAACAGGAAGCAGAUAACAAUCAGUCGCAGAUUUGCAAGACAUGAUUGAUUUAGGGACUGAAUAUUGACUUGCAAUUGAUUAUAAGUUUCUUGCAACUCUCCAUGAUUUAUUGUGGGAGUAGUCCUUCAGGGAAGGUGCCCUGGAACUGUUGUAAAUUUGGAUGAUUAUAACUAUGCAUAGAACCUAAUAAUGCUUGAAAUAAAUGAUAUUUAUUACUUAUUUUAUGUAAAAAAUCAGUACUGGUUGAUAGACAAAUAAAUGCCUGGUCAUGUUUAUGCUCUCAACCAAAAUGGGUCUGCUUUUUCCCUCAUAUAGGUUCUCCCAUGUGUGUUCUAUGUAAUUUUUGUGAAGAAUUAAUUAAGUACUGAUUGAAAGAAAAGAUCUAUGCUUAUAUGAAAAUGUACUUUAUAAUUCUGGUUCAUUGAUGCUAUAGAUCUAUAAGAAUUGCUUUGACUACCAGCAAUUUCUAUGAAUGUUAUGUAAGAGAAAACUGUCAUUACUGCUUUCCUAUCUCUUGCCAGAAUAUACUGUCUCACAUAACAUGAUAGUGCAUAUUGUAGAGUGUUGGAUCAUACAUUUAAUCUCAUGGGCAUUCAAGAAACUUGGAAUCAACUGGAAGUCAAUUUUAGAUCCCAAUACUAUCAUAACUCUGGCAAUUAAUUGCAUGAUCAUAAUUGCGUACUUGUCUUGAAGCAUGAAGUAAAAAUACAUUUUGCUAUGUACUUGUAAUUGAUAUAUCAAUUUUAAUUUAGCAACAGAAAUUUGCAUUUGAUUGCAAAUAUUUUCUUGCAACACGGCCUUAGAUUUCUUAUGACAUUAAUACAUGCUUUUUUUUAUGUUAGUCCAUCAUGGAACCAGCAGACAGCAUAACAUGCAUACCAGCUUAGCAGGAGUAUAGUGUAUACACAACUCACUAAUGAUAAUGUAAUGUAUGGAAUUAUAUGCACAGGGAAUCGUUUGUUAUAAUCGGUGAAAUAUCUACAAGGGCAGACAAUUAAGAGAAUCUUGUGAGAAAAAGGAAUGUAAAAUAAUGUGUAAGAGACAAUUGGUAUGUUCAAUAUUUGUAAACACGUGUACAUAAAGUAGUACAAAUAUUUCAAAGAAUUUAUGGAUGUUUUUCCAAACUCAGAAGCAUUCCUUAUAUUUGUUAAGUAUUGUAUACAAUGAAAUAAAUAUGUACAUCAUAGGUA